This is a messenger RNA of Crotalus tigris (Tiger rattlesnake), 3077 nucleotides long. RefSeq names its product asparaginase (gene ASPG). The coding region runs from base 202 to 1962 and encodes 586 amino acids. Gene Ontology annotation, biological process: amino acid metabolic process. The transcript is spliced from 16 exons. Gene Ontology annotation, molecular function: asparaginase activity; protein binding. The record is from RefSeq and is a predicted model, not a curated record. Lineage: Eukaryota; Metazoa; Chordata; Lepidosauria; Squamata; Viperidae.
ACAACCAACUGGCUCAACGGGAGGAAGCUGGAGAGGGUCGUCCCGCUCUCUUUCCCCCCCCAAUCGGGAGGUAGGACGAGGCCUGGCCAAUGAGAGAGGGCGAGCCCGGAAAGGGGCGGAGCUAAGCCGGUAUUUGGAUGCCCAGCUUGCCCGAGUGGGGUAUCCAUACCGCCGGCCCUUUAUCUCCUACCGGGAGCCCUCAUGACAGAGGAGGAGAACGGCGAGCUGGGCAGAGCUCUCUCGUACACCGAGCCCGCUCCGGCCCUGGACAUUAGAUGCAGACCCAUGGCCGAAGUGUGGGUGCUGGUGAUCAACACCGGGGGGACUAUCGGGAUGGUGCCCCAGUCCCAGGGUCUUGUCCCUGAAGCCAAGAAGCUUGCAGAGGCUCUAAAGAAGAUGACCAUACUUCAUGAUGCAACAUAUGUCAAGGAAACCCAACUAUAUAACCGCCUUGGAGCUGACACUUUGGUACUUCCUUCUUUCAGCCAGAAUAAAAGAAUUAUCUACACCAUCCUGGAACUUUCUCCUCUACUAGAUUCUUCAAAUAUGACACCAUCUGAAUGGGACAAAAUUGCCAGGUGCCUUGAGGCAAACUAUGAGAAGUAUGAUGGAUUUGUGAUUCUCCAUGGCACAGAUACAAUGGCUUAUACAUCUUCAGCAUUGUCCUUCAUGUGUGAGAACCUGGGUAAAACCGUAAUCUUGACAGGAUCUCAGAUACCAAUAUAUGAACUGAGGAAUGAUGGCAGAGCCAACCUGUUGGGGGCGUUGUUGAUUGCUGGACAGUUUGUAAUUCCUGAGGUGUGCCUGUACUUUGAUAAUAAACUGUACAGGGGAAACCGGGUGACUAAGAUGGAUGCAGGGAGUUUCAGUGCCUUUUCUUCACCUAACCUGCCUCCGCUUGCAAAUGCUGAGGUUGAUAUUAUAAUCAAUUGGGAGACAAUAUGGAGAGCUAAUACUAUGAAGAAAUUUGAGAUCCAUAUGAACAUGAACAGCAACGUUGGACUAUUGAGACUCUUCCCUGGAAUUACUGCUACAGCGGUAAGGGCAUUUCUUCAGAGCUCUAUGGAAGGCAUUGUACUUGAGACCUAUGGGAGUGGAAAUGCUCCAAAUAAUUGUCCAGAAUUACUAGAUUUGCUGAGGAAAGCUACUGAUUCCAAUGUUGUGAUUUUGAAUUGCACCCAAUGUCUGCGAGGAUCGGUGUCAUCAGUCUAUGCCACAGGAAAGACUCUCAUGGAUGCUGGGGUAAUUCCAGGAGGGGAUAUGACACCAGAAGCUGCUCUUGCCAAGUUGUCCUAUGUCCUGAGCAAACCUGGACUUACUUUUGAUCAAAAGAAAAAGAUGCUGAAUAAGAAUCUGAGAGGAGAAAUGACUGUUGUGCCCAUUGGAACUCAGAUAACUCUCAAAGAUUGCAAGUUUAUACAAGAGAUUGCAAAAUAUCUGUUGAUCAGCUGCAAAGAGGAACUAACAGCUGUAAGGGAUGCUUUGACUCCUUCUUUGGCAUGUGUGGCUGCAAAAAAUGGUGACUUAACUGCCCUAAAAGUCUUACAGGAUUUGGGUGGAAACUUGAGCUCUGGUGAUUAUGAUGGUCGUACUCCACUUCAUGUUGCAUCCUGUGAAGGCAAUUUGAAGGUAGUCAGACAUCUGUUGAAGUCUGGUGCAACUGUAUAUGCAAAAGACCGAUUAGGAGCUACUCCACUGAUGAAUGCUAUCAAGUUCAGGAAUCACAAAGUGAUUGAGUUACUCCACAAAACUGGAGCUCACCUUUCCAGCCAAGAACUUGUGAAUGUUGGGACAGAACUCUGCAGUCUUGCUUUUCAUGGAGAUCUUGAUGGUCUGAUGGCAUGGCAUUUAGCUGGGAUAGAUCUGAAUCAAACUGGUUAUGAUGGAAACACUCCAGCUAACGUGGCCAAGGCUGCAGGGCAUGCAAAAGUUAUCGAGUUUUUCAAUAAGUUGGCAUCCUGAAUGUGAUACAUGAUGUUCCUUGAUGACUGUGAAAAAGAAAGGCACUGUUCAUGCAAACUCUGCUACAAUUGAAUGCUUAUAAUGUUUAGGAUUAACUUAGAAUGGAAAUUUAUUUUUUUAUAUCUGUCUUUUAAAAAAAAACACAAAUCCUUAUUAAAAGAAAUAUAAUGCCUAUAAUGUACAAGGGUAUCAUAGAUCCAAUCUGUACUCCCAUAGUAGCCUGUCAGAUUGCAUUUUGCUUUCAGGAUGUAAUGAAUCAAACUGUAGUAUCCACUGUUAAAACUACGACUUGAAACCUUUGCUGCUGUUGCUGCUGCUGCUGCUGCUGCUGUUCAAUUUUGAUUACUGCAAUAUACAGGGCUAUUGUUCCCACAAUCCCUAGUCACCAUGGGCAGUACCGACUGGGAAUGAUGGGAGGACUCCAGACUCAGAGGGGCUAUUCUGCACUCAGAGCAAUGCUCCUUGCCACUGAGAUCUCUUGAGCUCUUUGCUGUAAUUCAAUGAUCAGCCCUUAUUUAAUAAAAUUUAGAAUUACUUAAAGUGCAUAACUCCACCUUUAGCAUUCUAGGAAACCACAUGAUCAAGUAUUUGCCAUUGCAUUAGAAAUUGAAUAGUAGAUUUCUCAACAAAUAACCUUUUUGAUAUAUGAACUGAAGAUGGGUGCCAAGAGGACUGGAAUUUCUGUGAAGAUCACCUAGAAAUAAUGAGGAAAGAUAAAAGCAAGUGUGGAAAAACUGAGAGGUUUUAACAAAGAGGGGGAAAAAUGGGGGCGGGGUAGGAAGAGGGGAAUCUAAACUUCAUUCAGAUCCUAGGUGAGUAAGAACUGAGAACAUCCUCACUACCUUUGAAACAUUGAAAAAAAAUUGAAAAACUGGUUGGCUAUGAAAUGGCCUAUCCUGGAAAAAAGAUCUGUCUGGAAUGCAGCACAAGAAAUCUCGUACUGUGCGGUAAGGAUAUUCUGUGGUGCUUUGCGGCAUGUUCAGUUUGAUACAUGUAAAGCAGACAUGUCAAAACACAAGGCCCGGGGGCCGGAUGCGGCCCGCGAAGUAGUUCCAUGUGGCCUGCAAAGCCAUCCUGGAAACAGUGAGGGAAUGGCCCCCACUGCCUUGGCCCUG